Molecule: messenger RNA, 456 nt
Organism: Pieris macdunnoughi
Lineage: Eukaryota; Metazoa; Arthropoda; Insecta; Lepidoptera; Pieridae
Source: the annotation of a GenBank genome assembly
AUGCAAACCAUCACAUUACUUUUGUUCGCGGUCGUCUUGACCGUGGCUCUUGCAGAGGGUCAAUACUACGUCCCGCGCGCCUACUACACAAUAGAUGCAGAGGGUCAUCAGUCGGCGUCGGUGCCUAUGCGCAGGCUUCGACGCUCCCUGAAUCCUUAUUCGACCCCAUAUGGAGGAGCGAAUGCCAAUGCGAACGCUGAAGCAAAUGCCUGGGGUGGUGGCAAUGCUAAUGCAAAUGCCCACGCCAACGCACAGGCAGGCGCAGGUUCUGGGGGCUGGGGCCUCCCCAUUGGAGCUGGCUACGGCGCUGCAAAUCCUAACGCAUUAAGCUAUGGUGAGACCCGACGCCAGUCAGGUCCAGUUACCGGAAGUCGAUCAGUCAGCGCGGGAUCGUCUGUAGGUGUUGACUCUUCCGGCAGAGGAUAUUACGACCAAUAUACUUCAGUUGGUAAUUAA